Molecule: messenger RNA, 1095 nt
Organism: Toxotes jaculatrix (banded archerfish)
Lineage: Eukaryota; Metazoa; Chordata; Actinopteri; Toxotidae
Product: B2 bradykinin receptor-like
Exons: 1
Coding region: 1-1095 (364 amino acids)
Biological process (GO): G protein-coupled receptor signaling pathway; immune response; vasoconstriction
Cellular component (GO): membrane
Molecular function (GO): bradykinin receptor activity
Source: RefSeq, a predicted model, not a curated record
AUGGUUGUGAAUGCAUCAGACUGGUUGGGCCCGACUGUGGGCCCAGAGCUGGACCCGUGCAGUAACUACACAGAAGCUUGGCUGUGGCUGACUUCCCUGCAGCCGGCCUACCUGGGUUUGAUCAGUGUCAUGGGGUUGGUGGGGAACAGCCUGGUUCUUAGCGUGUUCUGCCUGCAGAGGAAGCCCUGCACCGUGGCCGAUGUCUACCUGGGGAACCUGGCAGCUGCCGACCUGGUCUUGAUGUCCUGUCUUCCCUUCUGGGCUGUCACCAUCGCCAAAGGCUACCAAUGGGACUUUGGAGAAGUCCUUUGUAAGUUAGUCAAUGUGGCCAUCUUUAUGAACUACUUCUGUAGUGUUCUGUUCCUCAUGCUGGUCAGCGUGGACCGCUACCUGGCUUUAGUGAAGCCCAUGAACCCCAGCCGUCUGAGGAGAGCCCCCUGGGCCAAGAGGAUCUGCCUGGGGAUCUGGAGCCUGGGCUUCUUGUUCAGUCUGCCCAUCCUGCUCUUCCGCACUGUGAUCUACGUAGAGGAUCCCGGUGUGGAUGCCUGCAUUCUGGCCUACCCCCACCCGGCAUGGAUAUUGGUCCACAACAUCACAAAGAACGUGGUGGGCUUUCUUAUCCCAGUUCUGGUGGUGGGUUACUGCACUCAUCACAUUGUGGCUGCGCUGAAUGACAGGGGAGCCAGAGUUCUCCCUGGGAUGAGGGCAGAAAGGAAGGCCACCCACUUAGUCCUGGCCGUGCUGGCUGUCUUCCUCAUCUGCUGGACACCGCACCAGGUGAUGCGAUUUCUUGACACUCUGGAUCACUUUCGGGUCAUACCCGGAUGCCUCUGGGGUCAUGUCCUGGACAUCGGCAUACAGCUGUCCACAUAUCUGGCGUACAGCAACAGUGCUGUUAACCCCUUCCUGUUUGUCAUUGUGGGGAAGCAUUUUAGAAGACAGGCAAAGGAGGUAUUUGCCAAAACUUUGAACCCCUGGUCAAAAGAUAUGACCUACCUAAGUGUGAGCUUCACAUCAGUGAACAGACUCAAUGAGACACAGUGUUUAAGUACUGAAAAACUUGAAAGAAAACUGACAACAGUAACUAUAUCAUGA